Molecule: messenger RNA, 2007 nt
Organism: Spea bombifrons (plains spadefoot toad)
Lineage: Eukaryota; Metazoa; Chordata; Amphibia; Anura; Pelobatidae
Gene: GNAI3
Product: G protein subunit alpha i3
Exons: 9
Coding region: 145-1209 (354 amino acids)
Biological process (GO): adenylate cyclase-modulating G protein-coupled receptor signaling pathway
Cellular component (GO): heterotrimeric G-protein complex
Molecular function (GO): G protein-coupled receptor binding; G-protein beta/gamma-subunit complex binding; GTPase activity
Source: RefSeq, a predicted model, not a curated record
CAAGCGUUGAGCGGUAGUGACGCUGAGUAGCGGCUGCCUGGAGAGGAAAAGGGGCGAGGCGGCGGGGAAAGGAGAGGUCCGGUAACUUGUUGAGACCUAGAGCAAAGCGGGCUGGGAGAGGGGUAGACGAGUCCCGGCUCCGCCAUGGGCUGUACACUUAGUGCCGAGGACAAAGCGGCGGCAGAGAGGAGUAAAAUGAUCGAUCGGAAUCUGCGGGAAGAUGGAGAGAAAGCCUCUAAAGAGGUGAAACUGCUGUUGCUCGGUGCGGGAGAAUCAGGAAAAAGCACAAUUGUGAAACAGAUGAAAAUUAUCCAUGAAGAUGGAUACUCUGAAGAGGAGUGCAGGCAAUACAAAGUGGUUGUGUACAGUAACACUAUCCAGUCCAUCAUCGCUAUCAUCCGAGCAAUGGGGAGGCUGAAAAUUGAUUUUGGGGACGUGGCCAGAGCUGAUGAUGCUAGACAGCUCUUUGUGUUGGCAAGCAGUGCAGAAGAAGGUGUGAUGUCUCCUGACCUUGCAGGUGUAAUUUGGAGACUGUGGAAAGACAGUGGUGUGCAGGCCUGUUUCAGUCGGUCUCGUGAAUACCAGCUAAAUGACUCUGCUUCAUAUUAUCUAAAUGACUUGGAUAGGAUUUCUCAGGCCAACUACAUUCCAACCCAGCAGGAUGUGCUCAGGACGCGUGUCAAAACAACAGGCAUUGUGGAGACUCAUUUUACCUUCAAGGACCUGUACUUUAAAAUGUUUGAUGUUGGCGGUCAGAGGUCAGAAAGAAAGAAAUGGAUUCAUUGCUUUGAAGGAGUUACUGCAAUCAUUUUCUGUGUGGCACUCAGUGACUAUGACCUAUUGCUUGCAGAGGAUGAAGAAAUGAAUCGAAUGCAUGAAAGCAUGAAACUUUUUGACAGCAUUUGCAACAACAAGUGGUUUAUAGACACCUCAAUCAUACUCUUCCUCAAUAAGAAGGACUUGUUUGAAGAGAAGAUCCCUAGGAGUCCAUUGACUAUCUGCUACCCAGAAUACUCAGGAUCUAACACCUAUGAAGAGGCCGCUGCUUACAUUCAAUGUCAGUUUGAGGACCUCAAUCGAAGGAAAGACACAAAAGAGAUUUACACACAUUUCACAUGUGCCACAGACACAAAAAAUGUGCAGUUUGUGUUUGAUGCAGUGACAGAUGUCAUCAUUAAGAGCAAUCUCAUGGAAUGUGGACUGUACUAGGCUAGCGAUACUCCACUGGGAACUUGACGUAUACCUCUUGCUGAUUCUGAAGCUGUGUUGCAUGCGGAGAGUGGUGUCACUCAAAGCACAAGCCAUUCCUGUUCCCAUCUAGGGAUCCCUCCUCCCUACUAAGCACUUACAGCUGCCUUCAAGUGACUGUAAUUAGACUGGAGCUCUGAGCUGUUAAUUUUUUUCUGUCUGUUUCCCUUUAUAAAAAUUACCACUAUUCUUAUUUCCAUAUAUUAAUUUGAGGGACUGGACUGUUCUUGCUCCUAUUAUAUAGCAGCUAGCAUGCCUGCUUCUCCCCUGUUUACUUCAACACAAGGGACUGCACUGUUAUACCACAAAAGUUCAUAUAACCACUCCAAUACAGUACUUGCUGUAGUCCCAUGUAGCCUGAAUCCUCUCCAAACCUCACCAUGAUAAAAAUAUCUAACUUGGGAGAUCACCAUUCCAUAACAGUCCUGGAAACUAUUCCCUUCUCUCGCCUCCUUUUUUCUGUAGUCAGCUUUGUGUCUGUCUGUUUUAUAUACUAAACUGCUCCAAGAAAUCGAGAACCAUCUUUGUGUCUGUUGUCAAAUCCAUUUCUAGCAAAACAAGAUUUAUCUUGGGAGUGCCAUUUUUCCCUCCAAUAUCACUUCCUUAUGUCUUGUUCUCAGUCACAUCUGUGUGUUUGUGAUUCACUCAGCUGCCUUUUAUGGUGCGAGUACCAUAUGGAUGUCUGAAUUCGUAUAUACCUGCUCUUGUGCUUGUAGUCAUACAUUUGUGCCAAUUCACUUUCCUCUCAUGCCAACUUUU